AUGGAUCCCCCAACGACCACCACGCGGCGGAAGACAAAUUAUGAAAAGGGCGAGCAUUAUCUACAAUUAACGCUGGAAACCUUGGACGAGCUUGCCAGCUUGUCGGAGCACAAGUGCCUUUCAGAAAAUCAAAAAGCUUCCUUUGCUGAAGCUUACAGGGAUGGCCGGAUUCUAUCCCAAGAGAUGAUAGAGAUCAGAGACAAACUGUUGACACAAAAGAAAUCUUUUUGCAAGUUUCUUGUUAACCUUUUCAUCCGCCAGUCAAGUACGAAGCAUUUUUACAAAGUCACACAUGAGAAUUAUUCGUCUAUUAGAAGAACUUCGGAUGACCUGAACAGAAUAUUGGUUUCAGAGAUUGAUGCACUCUUAGUGUCAGGAAACCUCAGGGUGUCUGCCCAAGGCAAUGAGGCUGUUAAUAAGGAGAGUCUGCCACGUAAUGUGGUAGAAGACAAUCCUGGUCGGCGUGAAGAUUCUCUCCUAGAUGAAGAGGAUGGUUCAAUCAGGAGUCCGUGUGAUGUAGUAGAAGGCAAUCAUUCAGCCAAAGGUCUUUCUUCAAACAAAGACACCCAAGAUAUACAUCUAGAUGUACAUACAAAACAAGGAGUACAAGAAGCCUUUACGAUAUUGGAUCGACUUGGAAUCAAGUUCGAUGAUGAUGGUGGUGGUGGUUGUGGUGGUUGUGGUGGUUGUGGUGGUGAUGAUGAUGAUGGUAGUGCCACCAUUAUACCUUUGCACUCACAAAGUAGAGCGCCAUCUCCUAGUCCCAGCUUAUUCACAAUCAAUAUCUUUAUCAACCAAAGCAUGGUGUCUUUUGAUUCAGAAUUGACAGGAGCAACAUUGAAUGUCGGGGCGAAUGAACUUGAAGGGGUUGGCUUUGGAUAUCGAUAA
Molecule: messenger RNA, 888 nt
Organism: Suillus plorans
Lineage: Eukaryota; Fungi; Basidiomycota; Agaricomycetes; Boletales; Suillaceae
Exons: 9
Coding region: 1-888 (295 amino acids)
Source: RefSeq, a predicted model, not a curated record